Molecule: messenger RNA, 3855 nt
Organism: Centruroides sculpturatus (bark scorpion)
Lineage: Eukaryota; Metazoa; Arthropoda; Arachnida; Scorpiones; Buthidae
Gene: Nedd4
Product: E3 ubiquitin-protein ligase Nedd-4-like
Exons: 21
Coding region: 272-2638 (788 amino acids)
Biological process (GO): ubiquitin-dependent protein catabolic process; regulation of dendrite morphogenesis
Molecular function (GO): ubiquitin protein ligase activity; protein binding; sodium channel inhibitor activity
Source: RefSeq, a predicted model, not a curated record
UUAUGCGUAAGUCACGUGAAUGCUGAUGGCGUCAACUGUUUUGGUACGAAGAAGGAAAAACAUUAAUAAUUUUAUCGUUAGUAAAUAAAUAUUCGGAUGGUUUCGAACUGUUAAAGAGUAAUUAAGUCGAUUACCGUCGAUAAUAAGUUAAAUUAGUGCUUUUUUGUGGUCUGUAGAAUAUUUUUUUCCCUUAUUAAUUUGGUGAAUUGGAAGAGAAAGUUUGGUGUUUUGUUUUUGUUUUUUUUUUCUUCAUUUUUUUGUCGAAUGUUGGAUGGCUUAUUCGGGAAUUUAUGGCUUGAAUAUCAACGAUCAAGAACAGGACGAACAAUUAGCCGAAAAUGAAGGACCACCAAGGCUUCUGAGGUUGAAAAUUGUUGCUGGUCAUAAUCUUGCCAAGAAAGAUAUAUUUGGAGCCAGUGAUCCCUAUGUUCGGAUUGAUCUUGUAAAAAUAAGCAACGAUGAAGUCAUUGAUUCGGUACAUACGAAAACGAAGAAAAAGACAUUAAAUCCACGAUGGGAAGAGGAGUUCGUAUUUCGAGUAAGACCUCAGCAUCAUAAGAUGGUGAUGGAAGUUUUUGAUGAAAAUCGAUUGACGAGGGAUGAUUUUCUUGGUUUAGUAGAACUUCCCCUUCAUCAUAUUCCUACAGAAAGACCGGGUCAUUAUAUUCCACACAAGUAUUAUAUUCUUCGUCCAAGAAGUGCUCGAUCACGCGUGAAGGGUCAUUUACAGAUCUAUCAUGCAUUUUUAGCAAAUGGAAAUGAUAAUGAAAGUAAUGAAGAGGAACAAACUCAACAAGAAACUGAGGCUGGAUGGGAAAUUGUUGAAGUGAUGGAUGAAAGUAAUGUUCAUGAAGAAACACCAUCAGAACCAAUUAUGGCAUUAGUUCAGUCUUCUAACCAAGCUAGUUUACCUGCAGGUUGGGAGGAAAGACAAGACGCUAAUGGAAGAACAUAUUAUGUAAAUCACAUAGCUCGUACCACACAGUGGGAACGACCAACUGGAAUUUCACCAACAGAAGAACAAGUACAGCAACGUAGUUUAGAUUCUGCAAGAGAAUUUGAACGGCGUUUUCACAUUAGUGCAGACAAUGGUGAAAUGGAAUCUCAAAUUCCAGAAGAAACACCUGUACAGUCACCUACAGAGUUAUCAUCGCAAUUGUCUGCUCAGUUAUCGCUUGAUGGAUUACCUGCAGGAUGGUCACUUCAAGUAGCACCAAAUGGAAGAGUGUUUUUCAUCGAUCAUAAUACAAAAACAACAACUUGGGUCGAUCCUCGAACUGGCAGACCAAGUCCUCUUCCCAAUCAAAAUAAUGUGCCCAACAGGCCAUCAUUUAGUAGUGUGGAUGAUCUUGGACAGUUACCAGAAGGAUGGGAGGAACGUGUACAUACUGAUGGCAGAAUAUUUUUUAUUGAUCAUAAUACCAGGAUAACGCAAUGGGAAGAUCCUCGGUUAAAUAAUCCUAAUAUUGCAGGACCGGCUGUACCAUAUUCCAGAGACUACAAACGGAAAUAUGAGUAUUUAAAGGCAAAACUUCCAAAGCCAUCCAAUGUGCCUAACAAAUUUGUGAUGAAUGUCUGUAGAAACAACAUUUUGGAAGAUUCCUAUCGAAUUAUCUGUGGUGUGUCACAAGUUGAUCUCCUUAGAACUAAAUUAUGGAUAGAAUUUGACGGCGAAGAAGUUCUGGAUUAUGGUGGAGCAUCCAGAGAAUGGUUUUUUCUUUUGUCUAAGGAAAUGUUUAAUCCAUAUUAUGGCUUAUUUGAAUAUUCUGCAAUGGAUAAUUAUACAUUACAAAUUAAUCCAUUUUCGGGUAUGUGCAAUGAAGAACACCUUUCAUAUUUCAAGUUUAUUGGUCGAAUAGCUGGAAUGGCAGUCUAUCAUGGAAAACUUCUUGAUGCAUUUUUCAUUCGUCCAUUUUAUAAAAUGAUGUUGGGAAAGCCAAUAACACUAAAAGAUAUGGAAUCUGUGGAUUCUGAAUAUUACAAUUCCCUCCUUUGGAUUAUGGAAAACGAUCCAGCAGAAUUAGAUUUGAGAUUCUCGAUCGAUGAAGAUUUAUUUGGUCAGAUGCAGCAAAGAGAAUUAAAACCUGAAGGUGCCAACAUUUCUGUCUGUCAGGAAAACAAGAUGGAAUAUAUCGAACUCGUCAUCAAAUGGAGAUUUAUGUCACGGAUACAACCACAAAUGAAUUCCCUUCUAGAAGGAUUCAAUGAAAUUGUACCUUUAUCAUUAAUUAAAGUGUUUGAUGAGCACGAAUUAGAACUCUUGAUGUGUGGUAUUGGAAAAAUUGAUGUUAAGGAUUGGAAACAGAAUACUGUAUAUAAGGGUGGAUAUCAUCCGAAUCAUAUUGUAAUUCAAUGGUUUUGGAGAGUUCUUCUUUCGUUUAAUAAUGAAAUGAGAGCAAGAUUAUUGCAGUUUGUGACGGGAACUUCUCGUGUACCUAUGAAUGGUUUUAAAGAGCUCUACGGAAGUAACGGUCCACAGUUGUUUACUAUAGAGAAAUGGGGAGCACCUAAUAAUUUACCUCGUUCGCAUACAUGUUUCAAUCGAAUAGAUUUACCCCCAUAUGAAGUGUACGAAGAGUUGAGAGAGAAACUGAUUAAGGCCAUCGAAGGUUCGGAAUCAUUUGGAGGCGUGGAUUAAAAUUUCAGCUUGUGCCAUUAUCUUUAAUAUGAAAUGUUUGUAUUCACCUAGUUAUUAUUAGUAUAAUUUUAUAGCAAUUCUUGCUAAUAAAAAAAAAAAACAAAAAAAUUCAUAAUGGCAGUGUAAUAAGAUUCGGAAUGAUUUCAAUCUAUUAAGGUUCUCGCUAACUUGAAUAUAUUAUUGUAGCAUGCGAAGCUGGUGUUGUACAAAGUACAAAACAGCAGAGAUCUGCUUAAUUAAAGAGAGAUAAUCGAGAGGCAUUGAUCGUAAUUCACGUAACGUAAGGUAUCGACCACACGUUCCAAGAAAUAAUUCUUGCUACACCUCAAUUUUCCUGCCUUACUUUUUACUGUUUUUACCUAUCUCCUGAUCAGUGAUAUAAUCAUGAAUAAUUGAUUCUUUCCUUAGAAAGGUUUCUAUUUACUAAAGCGUUGCACUGCAGCUAAAUAAUUAAUUGUAUAUAAAUAACUAAAAAAAAAAAAAGGAGUGAAAUUUAGUGCAUUAAAGUUUGUGUCCAAUAUUUCCUAUUAAAAAAAAGAAAAAAAAAAAAACAAUAUUAAUCUUAAAUUAUCUACUCAAAGAUGUACAGUUUAUCAUAGGUUUUUAAUUUACAUGAAUAUGUUUGUAUAUAUAGAAACUUUUCAAGUUUUCUCAACCUGAUUAGAUAUUUUAUACGGUUUAUGAAAGUCUCUUCUCUUCCCAAAAGAAAUCAGCUUAAGUUUAAAAGAAGUUGAUUAAACUGGGAAUUUCCAAAAGAAAAAAAAAACAAAAUAUAUAUGUAAAUAAUUAUUCUUCAUAUUGUACCUGUGCCGUAAGUCUGGUAUGAGUUUUGCUGUUAGUUAUUAUUUUUAUAGCUUUGAAAAUAUCUGUUGUUUAGGAGUUGUCUCGUUGGAGGAAACCUUAAAUAAGUAGUUAAUAACUGGAACAUUCCAUUCAGAAGCCAUGCUUUUUGUUUACUAAAAGAUGUUCUUCAUUUGAAUGUUGAAUGUAAAAUAUUAUUAAAAGAUUCUUUCUUUUAUUAUUAUUAUUAUUAUUUUUUUUUUUUUGAUAAAUUUGUUUUGUUGCUGGAUCCAUGAGAGAAAAAAAAAAACACAAACUAAUAUUUACCCCAAUGUAUUUUGAAUGUGAAUUAUUUAAUUGAUUGUGAUGUUUUAUCAAAAACAAAAUGUGAUUUUAUUGUUUAUCAUCAAUAAAGAAAGCUAUAUGACUUUUGAAAA